Messenger RNA from Schizosaccharomyces japonicus yFS275, 991 nucleotides. RefSeq names its product NADP-dependent L-serine/L-allo-threonine dehydrogenase ydfG. Gene Ontology annotation, molecular function: oxidoreductase activity, acting on the CH-OH group of donors, NAD or NADP as acceptor. The transcript has a single exon. NCBI's taxonomy places the organism in Eukaryota, Fungi, Ascomycota, Schizosaccharomycetes, Schizosaccharomycetales, Schizosaccharomycetaceae. The record is from RefSeq and is a predicted model, not a curated record. Bases 161 to 946 code for a protein of 261 amino acids.
GUUGUUUUGCUAGCAUUACAGUUAUAUAAAUCCUUAUUGUAUCACGUACUCAACAAAUAUCUGCUUCCAAAGUUAUUGUAAUUUGGUUGUCGCAUUACCUGAAUUACCUCUCUCAAUUUCUCUGUUAUUGUUUCUCGCUGCUUAACACAAAUUCGUCACAAUGAGCAGAUUGGAUGGAAAAACCAUUUUGAUCACCGGUGCAUCCGCCGGUAUUGGUAAGGCUACUGCCAUUGAAAUUGCCAAGACAGGCAAAGCCAAAUUGAUUUUAGCCGCUCGUCGCGUCGCUGUUCUUGAGGAACUGAAGGCCGAAUUGGAAUCAAAAUAUGAAGGCGUUAAGGUUCUUCCCUUGAAACUCGACGUAUCAAACGUUGGAGAGGUAGAGUCUACAAUUGCUUCUCUUCCCGAAGAGUUUGCCAAUGUUGAUGUGCUUAUCAACAAUGCUGGUCUUGCUUUGGGUCUUAACUCUGUUCGCGAUUUGGACUUGCAAGAGACUAUGACGAUGAUUAACACAAAUGUUGUUGGUCUCAUUGCAAUGACGAGGGCCGUUAUCCGCAUCUUCUACAAAAACGGCGGUCAUGGUGAUAUUGUUAACGUCAGCAGUAUCGCUGCUCAUGAGGCUUUUCCUGCUGGUUCUGUCUACUGCUGCACCAAGGCAGCUGUGAGCAUGUUCACCUCUGCUGUGCGACAGGAAACCAUUGAUACUCGCAUUCGUGUGAUGGAGAUUGACCCGGGAAUGGUCGAUACAGAAUUCGCCACGGUUAUUACACACGGCGACAAGGCUAUUAUCGAUAAGUUUUAUGAAGGUUUCGAUCCUUUAAUCGGACAAGACAUUGGCGAGCUUAUCGUUUUCGGCAUUACUCGCAGGGAGACCUUUGUUCUCGCUCAAGCAACAGCCCUUCCUUCCAGUCAAUCCGGUUGUUCGGCUAUCCAUCGGGAAAUAAAGUAGUGAUGUAGAAACGCCAUAGAUAAUGAAAGUUGUUUACGAGGAAGA